Messenger RNA from Eimeria necatrix, 1370 nucleotides. Its product is annotated as Na+/H+ exchanger, putative. The record is from RefSeq and is a predicted model, not a curated record. NCBI's taxonomy places the organism in Eukaryota, Apicomplexa, Conoidasida, Eucoccidiorida, Eimeriidae. Gene Ontology annotation, biological process: proton transmembrane transport; sodium ion transport; regulation of pH. Gene Ontology annotation, molecular function: sodium:proton antiporter activity. The annotation marks the transcript as partial. Gene Ontology annotation, cellular component: membrane. The transcript is spliced from 2 exons.
GGGCCCCCGCGGGGGGCCCCGCGGGCGGGGGGGGGGCCCCCGGGGGGGCCCCCGGGGGGGCCCCAGGGGCCCCCGGGGCCCCCGGGGGGCCCCCGGGGGCCCCCGGGGCCCUCUCGGAACUGGCUUUUGACCCGCAGUUCUUUUACCUGGUGCUGCUGCCGCCAAUAGUGCUGGACGCGGGGCUGAGCAUCUGGCAGCUGGACUUGUUGCAGAACUUCAUUCCGAUUUUGUUGUUUGCCAUUUUAGGGACCUUAUUUAGUACCCUGGCCACUUACGGGGGCCUCAGCGCAGUCCACAGCCACCUGGGGCCCCUCGGGCUGGGGGGGCCCCCCCACAAGGUCCGGGCCUUUCUCUGGGCCUUCGCGGCCCUCAUGUCCGCCACUGACACCGUCGCUGUCGCCAGUCUUUUCCAUUCUCCCCGAUUUUCUCUCAAGUCCUCUUCUCCUCGUCUGCUGCCUCUCCUGUCUUCUCCAAAAGCUCCAACUCCCCGAAAUCCCCGUUCUCGGGGGCCCCCGGGGGCCCCCGGGGGGCCCCGGGGGGCCCCCGGGGGGCCCCGGGGGGCCCCCGGGGGGCCCCCGGGGGCCCCCGGGCAACCACCCGCCGACCAAGGAGGGGCCCCCGGGGGCCCCGGGGGCCCCGGGGGCCCCCGGCGCAAGGAGGAACAAACGCAUGCAACUGUGGGGCCCUACCAGAGGAGGGCCAGGCACGCCAGCGAGGGAGCUGCUGCUGCUGCUGCUGCUGCUGCUCCUGCUGCUGCUGCGGCAGCAGCAGCGGGGGCCACGGCAGCAGCGGGGGGCAGUGAAGGCCCUGCGGAGAUGCGGGCCAGCAGGAGACUCCCCCGCACUUCGCUUGCCCAGGGAUUCGCAGACGCAGCCAGCAGCAGCAGCAGCAGCAGCAGCAGCAGCAGCAGCAGCAGCAGCAGCAGCGGGGAGGCGGGGGGCCCCCUCGAGGGCGGCUCUGUGGCCGGCGAAUUGGCCGCCGCUGCAGGGGGCCCCCCAGGCGUGUCUGCUGCAGCAGCAGAAGCGCGCUCCCCCUCAGCAGCAGCAGCAGCAGCAGCAGCGGAGGAGGAGGCGCUGUGCGGGGAGCAGCAGCGCAGCAGCAGCAGCAGCAGCAGCAGCAGCAGCAGCAGCCUGGUGAACAGCAGCUUGGUCUCCAUCUUGAUGGGAGAAAGCAUUUUAAAUGAUGCUGUUGCAAUUGCUUUGACGAGAUCUGUCUUCAAGUUCUUCUUCACUGACCAAAAAGAAGUGGUCCUUAACGCCGGAGUCUCCGACAAAGUGAGGCAGCAGCAGCAGCAGCAGCAGCAGCAGCAGCAGCAGCAGCAGUGGCAGUGGCAGCAGCAGCAGUGGCAGCAGCAGCAGUGGCAGCGCUAG